Schistosoma rodhaini is the source of this 3600-nucleotide messenger RNA. NCBI's taxonomy places the organism in Eukaryota, Metazoa, Platyhelminthes, Trematoda, Strigeidida, Schistosomatidae. The record is from the annotation of a GenBank genome assembly.
AUGUCUGUACUGAGUGACACUUUGCAUGCUGCAAAUGGGAACGAAGAAACAGUUUCGAAAGCAGACAUGUGUCCUCGCAGACUUUCAAGAGUUUCGCGCUUGAGGGAUAUGUUCCAAACUGGCGUUGUAAAGCCAAUCGACGAUACUGAAGAUGGAUUUGAUAUAGAAAGCCCCGUAUUUUCAGCAUACGCCUGUCCUGAUUUCGAAAGGUUUUCAAGGGCCUUUCCGGGGUCUCCACCUAUGAAAACUCUGCGCAAUCAUCGAACAACUCUAAAUAAAAAUGAAUCGACCCAACAUAGUACUACGUCAUCCAGAUCAGUUGAUGGAAGUUUUUCUAUACCUGAAUCACUUUCUCCUCUUAAAUCUCCACCCACAAGACCUCCUAAGCCUCGUAAUAUAUCUUUGUCGAAAUCUGCUGUUCUUGAAGAGGUGAAACUAAAACCAAUUUCUUCGAAAAUCGCUGCUGAAAAUACAUCUUGUAAUGGCGUUACAGAACCGGUGAAAAUUUCCAACUAUUCGAUUACUAACGUUGGUAAUAGCACAGAUAAUCAACCGUCGACAGUCAAAGUAAAUGGAAGUUCGUUAAACUCAACUACCACUCGAAAUUCAACUCCUGUAACUAUUAUCAAAGCAGGGCCGCAACAAAAAUUCAAAGAUCCCGUUGAAUGUUUGUCAUAUGCUUCCAUAACUCCUUUAUACUCGUCUAACAAGAAUGGGAAGACAACUGAAAAUGAUGUAAAUAAUGCUAUUAAUAAUGACGUUCAUAGCCAGUCCUUCGAAACAACCAUUCAACCCUCCGAAGACUUAAAUUCACAAUCAACUCAUUCCACAUGCAAUUCUUCUAUUGAUCAUCAAUGUACAUUACCAAAUUCUUCGGAUAUCCAGGAUUUUGUUCUUCGACCUGAAGCAUUUCACAAGUCUCCAUUUCCUGAAAUUGUAUGUAAAGAUAAGAUUGAUGAUCUUCCUGUACUUCAACAUGCUGAACCUGUUGCAGUAAAUGCCGAAGAUGAUGACGAUGGUUUGGAUGAAAAAAUUGAGAAUACUGAAAACUCUUUUGAAAUUGUUAUUAGUUCAUCUCAAUGUAAUGCAUCGUUUAGUCCAUUGAUCACCUUACCUGUUCCGAAGGGAUUAAAUGUUGUGGCAGUUGAUGACGAUGGUGUUCAUAUUUUUGAAGACGGUAAUUUCCUGUACGCUCUUCCUGGAUUAACUGAUAAGUAUUCAGAUGAUUCAGAUUUUUAUGACUCACGUGAAGAUAUUACCAAUAUUUCCGACCUAAUAUCUCCUUCAUAUACCGCCGAAAAAGUAAACGAUGAAGAAAAUGCUAAAACAAAUAUAGAAAAAGUCCUUUCAGUAUCUUCAUCUAAUUCACCAAAAUCAAUAACUACAAGGAAAUUAGUCAAUAAACGUUCAGGUAGCAGUGAUAGUCUAGUCAAACAACCAAGAGUUCGAUUUAGUUCUGAACCAAUCUUGGUGUUCAGUACUCAUUCCACUACAGAUUAUAAUCGUAGAAAUGAAGAAAUAGAUCCAUUGUCUGCUUCAGCAGAAUAUGAAUUAGAAAAACAUCUUGAAGAUAUGGAUAUGUUUGAAAUCGAUUUCCGUAAAGGUGUAAAUGGUCUCGGUAUUAGCAUAGUUGGUUCCGGUGUUGAUACUUCAUCUGGUGAACAGAAAUUAAGCAUAUUCAUUAAAUCACUUACUCCUGGAGGUGCUGCAGAGGCUGAUGGUCGUAUUCAAGUAUACGAUCAAAUUGUUCAGGUAGAUGGCCAUAGUUUGGUUGGUGUCUCUCAACAAUUCGCAGCUCAAGUACUCCAAAAUACUGGGGAAAUCAUUCAUUUUGUUAUAGCCAGAGAAAAAGAUCCACCUAAUUCUCGUAUAGCAAAGAUAUUGACAGAGAAACAACAAGAGGAAGAUGAAGAGAAUAAUAAAGGAGAGGAAAAAGCAGUUGAGAAAGAGUUAAAGUGGAAUAAUAAUUCAUCUGAUAAAUACCAAGAAUUUGUGUCCACUCAGACCGAUAAUCCUGUAAACUUAUCAGGUGGCGAUUCUACCGAAGCUUUACAUAAUUUGAUUGCAGUAGCUACACGAUCAUUAAAAGAAGCUAAACAAUGGGACAAGGUUGAUGAUGACGACAAUGAUGAGGAGGAUGCGAUAGCUAUUGAUGAAAGUAGUAUAGAUUGUGAUAUGGAAUAUCUUAAUGUUAAUAAUAACAAUGAUACAAAUGAUUCAUCACCUAUAAACAGUCUUUUUCAGCAGUUUAGAAAAUCUUCAAGUGGUGGUGAUAAUGUAAAAUCACUAAAUGGUUAUUCCACUGACCUAAAUUAUCAACAUUCUAGCCCUCGAUCAGCAUUAAAAGGUACAGCAACUGCAGCGUCGACUCGUCGGCGUAAUGAAGCUAUCAUGGAGUAUAUUCGUCAAGCUGUACUUAUCCAAGACAAUGUACAUUUACCAACUAAUCUAAUUAAUAAAACUGACUAUACUGAUAAAAGUCAAAAUUCAAAUAUAACGACAGACUCUCUUAAUACAGUAUCUUGGGCACUAGCUAGUGAAUUGCAUGAUCAUAGAAUUCAACUACGAAAAUUCCAAUCACGUAAUCGAAAUCUAGAACAACGUUUGACUGCUCAAGAAGCUGCAGCGGAUGAAGCAAUAGAAAGACUUUGUCUACGUUGUCGUCAUUUGGAAUUAGAGCUUAAACAAUCACAACAAAAAUGUUCUCAACUAAUGUCACCAAAACAGCAGAAUAUUUCAAACUCUAAUAACUACUCUCUGGGAGCUAAUAACUUAUGUAAUCCAAUAUAUCAUUCAUCAAUGUUGAAUGCCUCGUCGUACAAAGAAGAUGAUGGAGUGGUGGUAUCUGGAGAAAAUCCCGAUGUUGUAUUGAAGAAAUGUUUUGGUUUAAAUGACACUGAUGAAUCUAUAGUUUCAUUUACAAAUCGUGGGAGUCCCAAGGCGUCAAUAUAUGGACCUUAUUCGUCUGAUGAUCAAGAUAAAGUUGAAGUGGACGGUUCUACCGCUAACUCUGUGAAUCUUGUAAAGGAUGGUUAUUCAACUACUGUAGAGUUACCAUUAUUUGUUAGACAAGUGGAAGAUCGAACUCGAAUUGUCAGUUCGGGUGGUCUAGCUGGUCGACGUCCACCUACAAAAAUUGUUAUAAAUUCACCGUUCGCCUCAUUGCAUGGGCCCUUUGCUGCUUCAUUAACUGAACCUCGAGUGCCAUCGGUCAAAAAUCCAUUUAAUUCUGAUAACAAUGACUCUUGCUUGAAUAAAUCAUCUAAUACAUCUCAACCUCCGCGUCCUGUUCCUUCACAUUCAUUUGUCUUCCAUCGUUCUUCUUCAAAUGAAAGACAAGCUUCUUCAUGUCAGUCGAAAUCAACAACUAACAGUUUAGUAGAUUCAAAAAUCAAUUCAACACAGAAGACACCUUCACGUAAACCAGUUGGUGGUUAUCAACUACCAGGACUUUCAGAUAACUCGUUUUCCAGUGUUCUCCGACGUACUAAUAUUUGUACAGAUCUAAUUGUUGGUAAUUACUUCUUUCAGUCAUUGAUGAAGACCUCAAAAGUGUACUUAUCUAAUAUGUGGAUGGAUAAAAGUUAUUACCUAAAUUAA